Messenger RNA from Metopolophium dirhodum (rose-grain aphid), 2376 nucleotides. RefSeq names its product piggyBac transposable element-derived protein 4-like. The transcript is spliced from 2 exons. The record is from RefSeq and is a predicted model, not a curated record. NCBI's taxonomy places the organism in Eukaryota, Metazoa, Arthropoda, Insecta, Hemiptera, Aphididae. The coding region runs from base 220 to 1992 and encodes 590 amino acids.
UAAUUUUUUUUUUCAUAACAUCAUUUACAAAGAAGUUAUAAGCAAAUUUCCAAAUAGUUCUUAUCAGGGGUUAUCAAAAUUGUAUUUGUUUAUCAUUAUUCAUUAUUAAUGAAUAUUAGUAUAUUACUGCAAUUUUCAUCUGUGACUGGUAACUUUGUUUAAUGUUUAUUUAUUCAGUUAAUUGUUUAUUUCGAUUAUUAGUUUGAAUUACUAUUGAUUAUGUCUCGUGGUAUGAACGAUUAUGAAAUAUUAGCCGAACUAGAUGAACUUCUAGCGAAUGCGGAAUCUGACGACGAAUUUGGAUUUGAUGACACGUUCCCACUUGAUGAUGACAUCCAAACUCAAGAUUGUGACAAUGAUGAAACCUUUGAAAUUGAUAUUGAUCCACAUCAAUCACCUUCUACGCCAGAAAUACGACCAAUUACUUGUCUUCAAAAACCAAGAAAUAUACCAAAAGUAAAAACAAAAAAGAAACAAGGAUUAACUACACCGAAUUUCAAAUGGAAAAGUGGACCAUUUAAACCUAACAUUCAUGAAUUUGAUUCAAGUGAAAGUGGCAUAAAAAAAAUUGAGUUUGAACUCGGUGAAAAUUCACCUGUAAUUGAUUUUUUUGAAUGUUUUUUCACACCUUCACUGUUGGGUAAAGUAGCAUUCGAAACAAACCGCUAUUAUCGACAGAAUACAGAAAAUCAAGAUCUUGGAGACCGUGAUAAACGUUGGUACGAUACAACGUCUGAAGAAAUGUAUUUGUUUAUUGCAAUAAAUAUGCUGAUGGCUAGGAACAAAAAACUUGAACUUCAAGAAUACUGGUCAACUGAUCCAUUACUUUAUACACCUAUAUUUGGACAAAUUAUGAGUAGAAAUAGAUAUCAGAUUCUACUUCGGUAUAUCCACUUUACCAACAAUGAACAUCAAGCGGCCAAUGAUAGGUUAUAUAAAAUAAAAAUGGUUCUAAAUGAAGUUAAAAAAAAUUUCAGAGAUGCUAUGGUUCCAUUUCAAAGCCUUGUAAUUGACGAAAGUCUACUUUUGUGGAAAGGUCGACUCUCUUUCAAGCAAUUUAUUCGAACUAAAAGACAUCGUUUUGGUAUCAAGUUCUUUAUACUAUGUGAUGUAGAAACAGACUUUAUAUUAGAUUUUGUUAUAUACACUGGUAAAACUACUGAGUUAAAAGCCUGUGAUGUAAAUCUUGGACAAUCUGGAGCUGUAGUUUGUACAUUGUUGCGUGGAUAUUUGAAAAAAGGUCGUACAUUAUUCACGGAUAAUUGGUAUACUUCACCAUUGCUUUCAACAUAUCUACAUAAGAAUAAAACAAAUAGUUGUGGGACUGUUCGGAAAACUCGAAGAGGAAUGCCAGAGCUCAAGAAUAAAUUAAAAAUUGGUGAAACACAAAGUUUACAUACUAAUAAAAUGUUGGCAAUGAGAUGGUUGGAUAGACGGGAUGUUUAUAUGCUUACAACUUGUUUCACAGAUAAAAUGUUAUGUACUGGAAAAACAGAUAUUGAAAAUAAAAACAUUAGAAAGCCAGAUUGCAUUAUAAAAUAUAAUGAAAGCAUGGGCUCUGUGGACAAGACAGACAUGCUUCUGAGUAGUGUAGAGUGUGUACGCAAGACCAUAAAAUGGUACAAAAAGGUGUAUUUUCAUUUGAUAGAUAUGUCUCUACUGAAUUCAUACUCAGCUUACAAACAAGUUACAGGAAAGAAUCCACCUCUAGCCGACUUUCAGUUGACACUUAUAAGACAAAUUAUGGAUAGGUACAAGUCCACUGUAAAAAGUCCAAAAUUAUAUAGAAAAAAAGAUGAUGAGCUAUUACAAGGUAAAAAAAAACAUUUUCUAUCUGAAGUUCAAUCCACCGCACAAGGAAAAUUUGCCAGGAGAAGAUGUGUCAUAUGCAGUAUCAACAAAAAAAGAAAAGAUACAAAAUAUUUUUGUAAGGAAUGCAAAGUGGGUCUAUGUGCUGUACCAUGCUUUGAACUUUACCAUAAAAAUAAAUAAAAUAAAACUUGUACACUUGUUUAGUAUUUUAUUUAUUAUUUUAUUUUAUUAUAAAUGUAUUUUGUUGUAUUCCUUGUUUGUAUUAUAUUUCACUUAUUAUUUUGUAAAAAGAAUAAUAAAUUACAGUAAUAUUUGAACGGUUUAGUAUUUAUUGACGUAAUUGAUUACCGUACAACAAUAAUCGUUACAUUUUAGGAAACCCUGGCCAAAACAUUUGUAUUAGCUAAUUACUUAGUAAUUAAUUGAUGAAUAUUUUUUUUUUUUUUUUCUAUGAAUUUAUUUAUUUAUAAGUAUUGAAAAAUAAAAUGAGGUAAACAUAAAAAAAAUUAAAAAAAACAUGGGCUUGUGGAGGUGCCAUUGCAAAAUGUGUCUGGGCAUUGAAAA